GAAAAGUUUUAAGGAAAGAAAAAAAAAAGAAAAGCCAAAUCACGGAAGAGGUUCUGUAGUCCUACUAGUUUGGCAAGUUCUGUGCGCGCAAAGCAGCGUUUGAAAGGCGGAGAAGAGGGCAGAAACUCACAACUGUGCGCAUUUAUUACACUGCUCUUGUCCCGCAGACGAGUUUACGAGAGGAGUCAUGGAGGAUGCUAUUCAGACCAUAGUGAAGGUCUUCCUGAAGUCGAGCAAAGGAAAGGAGAGUCUAGGGAAGAAAGAAUUCCAUGGCCUCGUCAAGUCCCAGUUCAGCAACAUCCUGUCGGACGCAGGGAGCAAGGAGGCGGUCAGCAACAUGGGUCAGGGUCUGGAUGAAAACCAAGACGGCAAGGUGGGCUUCGAGGAGUACAUGAAGCUGGUCGGCUACCUGGCGGUCGCGCUCAGUGACCAGCGAACCCUCGAUAAAGAGGAACCGGCCCAAAGUGCUGCUUCCGGACGAGUGGCACAAAGCGCCCCCGACAAAGUGGAGGAGAAGCCAGAGGCGACCCCAGAGGCUGCGGAGGAGCCCAAGCCUGUAGCAAAUGAAGAGGCAAAGGCAGACGCAGCUGCUGAAGUGAAGGUAGAAGCAAAGGCUGAUGCAAACCUAGAAGUAAAGGUAGCAGUAAAAGAAGAGGGAGAGACGCAGCCUGAUGUCGCAAAGGUGGAGCCAGCGGCGGCGGCUGAGGUGCCGGCGGCGGCGGUGGCAGCAGCGGUGACAGAGGCAGCAAAGGCUCCAGCUGCAGAGGUGGCAGCAGCGGCCGUGGAGGUGGUGGUGAAGGAAGAGGGGGAGGUGGUGGAAACGGUGAAGGUGGAGGAGGUUGUAGAAAAGGUGGCUGCGGCAGUGGAGGAGGAAGUGGAUAAGAAGACAGAGGAGGCGACCUCAUAGGGGACAAUCCACAACCAAUAACACAACACACACAUACACAAAACAUAGCAUUAACGUUGCCAAAACUAAGUUUGUAAGCCACUAAAGUUUUGUUUUUUUUAAACUCACAACUUUGAAAUACGAAAGUUGUUCAAACACUACCCACCCAACUCUGAAGAAACCCCCUCCCCAGACAUGAUAAAUAACACGUGUCCAUGAAAUAGUAGAAUUAUUGCUUUAUAUUCCUAGUUACCACUAUGUUAAUAUGUACAGCAUGUGCAUCCCACUAUAUUAAAGCACAUUUACCUCAUCAUGACAAUAUACUAUGAUUGCAUGCAGACGUACAUGAUCUUGUGCAUGCCAGAUCCCUGUGAAAACUUUACUGAAAGAAUGAAUUCCCCUGCACAUGAACGCAUCGCUGCAGACUGUUCUUCCACAGUUGUGUCAUGCAGCCCUACAUCAAUUACAGUUCAGUCUUCCGGGUAUAAUAUCACAAGUAUACAUCUUGCUAGGUACUAAUGGCUUAAAGAAAUAGUUUGACAUAUUUGGGAGUGGUGCUUAUUAGCUUUCUUACUCAGGCUAUUGAAUACGGAGCUACAGCCAGCAGGUGCCUAGCUUAGCCUAGCAUACAGGCUGGAAACAGAGGGAAUCCGCUACUGAAUAGAUUAAUCUUUCUUAUACUUUGGAUUUUCUACGAUUAACCAAACACGAUAUUUUGAGCUCCGAAGCUGCUUGAGUGCACUUUCUUUCCCCUUUAGACACAGCUGGGCAAGCUGUUUCCCACUGUUUCCAUUAUUUAUGCUAAGCUAAGCUAUCUAGCUACCGAGCACAGUUUCCUAUCUACUGGACAGAUAGGAGUGUGAGGUAUCAAUCUUCUCGUCUAACUCUGGGCAAGAACGCAAACCCCCAAAUCUUAAACUAUUCUCAUAUUGGUUGCAUGAAAAUCUGUCCGUAACGCUUAAUCAUUUUUUUAAUGUUCUCCUCUUUUAACUCACAGUGCUAUGGAACUGAUUUGGCAUGACAAUAAACAUAUUGUUUUGCUGAAGCUUUGCUCAUCCUAAUUUUGUACUCCAUCACACCCUCUUCUUUCUCUCUCUCUUUUAUUCUACUUUACGGGCUCUUUCUCCCUUGUUUUUACUCUAUAAGAGACGGGCUUCAUCUGGAGCCAACGGUAUAUUCCCCUCACUCGUAGUCGGCCAUCGAUUAGGAACUGGAAGAUCAGGCGGGGCCCCCUUCCUAAAUGAUUUAGGUCCGAGGGAUAGAAUACACAUCAAAGAACCAUUAGGGUCAAAAAGGAGCCUGAACUGGUCCCAUGGGAGUGAGCUGGUCACUGGAGGAGCAGGUCAUGCAACUUAAUCCACGUUGGUUAGAGCUGGUGGAGAAGAAAAAGAUAACAAACACCAAGUAGAAAAGAAACCCUUAUCAGCUGUCACCUUUUGGCACUUUUUAUCCAGUCCUUUAUGAUAUAGUGCAUAUGUGGUUAUUUUAGCGCUAUUGUGGUCAUAUUCUACUUCCUGACCCGUAAAGGUGCAGGUCUCUAUAGCUGUAGCACUGAAUCGGAGUCUUCUCUUUAGCCCCUGUUCAAAAUAGUUGCUGCUUGUUUUCCAAUGUGUGUUUAUCAGCCACGCCCUGCGACAGUGUAGAGACCCUGCCUGACAAAAGCAACUGGAUCCUUCAGUCUGAUAUGUUGGGAAAGUGUUGGAUUAGGCAUUUGAUGUGAAACACACCCUGUGACACAAUAAUUUCUCCACUGAUCCUGCCCAUUAGACGAGGUGCUGAGUGUCAGAGGUGGUGCUGUUUGUGUGAGUAAAGCAGAAUACUGAUUCUAUGUGAUGUUAUCUUUUGUACGGCAGCCCAAUGAAAAGAUGUUGCAUUCUAUCAGAAAACUAAAUAUUAAUAUUGUAUUUAGCAUUACUGGGGCCAUUAUUUAAGUUCUACAUGGCCACUUUAUAUUUAACUCUUUAACCUAAUUCUUUCUUGUUUGGACCACUAUGGAGAUCACUUGAAACAUCGAUCUAGUCACAUUACAAAGCAAUUUGUUAAUUACAAUUUAAUGAUUUGUAAAUUGUCCCCUCAUCAAUAAUGCAGUCAUGAGAAAAAGGCUCGUGUUGCAGGAUUGCUAUAUCAUAGGUCUACCUGGCCAGCCAAACACACACAAACACACACACACACACACAUGUUUUUGGCACACCAACAAAUGUGGUAACAGCAGCAGGCGUUUCAAACUGUUCGGCAGCAAAAUGGUCAAGACAAAUAAAGCGAGUCAUGUGAUUUGCCUGCUCCGCUGCGACACUCCCAUUGUAAAUAGUCUUUCGUUUACCCUCGCUCUGCUCAGCCUGUAUACACUCGUGCUCUAGUUUGCCAUGUUUCCUGCAUGAUCUGCUACUAACAAACUUAUUAAGACAUUUGGGGGCAAUUUAGUCUUUAUCAUUAGCUAUUUUUUUUAUAAAAAGCUAUAUGCCUUUUCAUAUAAAAACAUUUUCUAAUCAUGGUACUUCCUGUGAAUAAUGGAGACAUAUCACUCUCUUGCACCAUCUACAGCCAGUUUCCUGCUCAGCAUGUGUAUGGUCCUGGGCCGUUGCAUCUUUAAGGCUUUACAUGUGUGUAGACACAUUGCCAAGCUGCACACAUUGUUUUCUGCUUCCCAGCUCAGACCAGGCACGUAAACGCAGAUUGUAUCACUUCUCUACUAGUUUUAAAAAUGUGAUCUUUGCCUUCUUACUAAGCCAAAACCAUGAUAAGACGAAACUGGACCAAGCGAAAUUCACUUGACUAUUGACUUGCACUGCCAACAGACCUGGGUUAAACAUCAUCUGGAAAUUGUUCUAUGUCGGCGAAUGUUUUCUUUGAGUCGGAGACGGACUGAGCCCUGAGCGCCGCAGCUCUGAACCGUCUCCACUGGCAGUUCUUUGCUGCUUGUCCCUUAGUGUAAACCGCACCCAGCUUUAACUCCAUGCAGAUUAAAAACAUGCUGGAACCAAACACAGCAGACUCGCGGCAGGGAGUGUUCGCAGCCAGAUUUCUCAUCGCUGCACAAUAAGUCCCCCCCCCCCCCCCCCCCCCCCCCCCAUUGGAUAUAAUAAGUGUACAUACAAGUAUAUUGAUGUGCUCUUCAGGCUCAUUUGCUUGGAAUGUUUGUGACUAUGGGACAAUUCCCAGGAUGUAGUGCAGGCUCUCAUCAUUGUACUUCGAUGUACUCGUGUUUAUUUGCCGCCAAGCACGAGAGGGCGUGUGUGUUCAGCAGCUGGACUCGUUCCAGUCCACCUCGCAAUUCCAGCAAAGUCCACUCUGCUUGUAUUUCAACUUCAUAUGUAACGCUGUAUCAUUUUUUUGCUUAUUCUCUGUAAACAUGUAAUGGCUCAAAUUGAAUAAAAACUGUGACGACAAUA
This is a messenger RNA of Platichthys flesus (European flounder), 4275 nucleotides long. It is a transcript of the gene s100u, whose product is annotated as S100 calcium binding protein U. The transcript has 3 exons. Bases 188 to 907 code for a protein of 239 amino acids. The record is from RefSeq and is a predicted model, not a curated record. Gene Ontology annotation, cellular component: perinuclear region of cytoplasm. NCBI's taxonomy places the organism in Eukaryota, Metazoa, Chordata, Actinopteri, Pleuronectiformes, Pleuronectidae. Gene Ontology annotation, molecular function: calcium ion binding.